UCAGUGUUUCAAUUAUUUCACCAAUCAAAAUUGCUUCGCCAUUUAAAAGAUUUUUGGGCGGCUGCAUUGGUCAUUUUGCAAUAUUUCACAAGCAGUUGCGAGGAGCUAUAAUGGAUACGGAACCUUUGGAUCCUAUGGAUAUAUUGGCCUACACUACUGAGGAAUUGCAAGGGCGUUUUCGCCGUGCCAAAGAUGGCACAGAGAAAGCUAAAGUCUUUGCUGAUUUCCUAUGUCGUUGGGAUGCAGACGCUGCGCUAGCACCUGUGAAAAAUAUGAAGAUCGAAUUUCAAGCAGAUCUCGAUUGGUUCAAUGUUACACGGCCAUUACCUUUGAAGUCGCUGCAUGGCAAGCUAGUUGUGCUCGAUUUCUUUACCUACUGUUGCAUCAAUUGUAUGCACAUUUUGCCAGAGUUGCAUGCGCUCGAAGAACUCUAUCCACCCGAAAGUGGUCUGGUUGUGAUCGGUGUGCAUAGUCCCAAAUUCGAGAAUGAAAAAGAUGGUGCGAACAUACUCUCUGCAGUACAACGUUACGGUAUUACACACCCCAUCGUGAACGAUGCGCACAUGACAUUAUGGCGCGCAAUUGGCAUACGUUGUUGGCCAUCAUUACUGGUGCUGAGUCCCAGCGGUGCGCCAAUGUUGCUACUGAUGGGUGAAGGACAUGGCGCUUUUCUACAAAGCUUUACUGAGCAGGCAUUACGUCAUUACAAAGCAAAGGGUGAAAUUGAUAACUCUGCGCUACCGCUGAAAUUGUCCACCGAUGCGGUGCCAGCGUCAAACUUACGUUUUCCGGCAAAAAUUGCGCGUAGCGAAAAUGGACAAUUUGCUGUUGCUGAUGCCGGCAAUCAUCGUGUUUUAAUUUUUGAUAGCGCUGGUGUAGUGCGUCAACGCAUAGGUGGCUGCACGGCUGGUUUCGUGGAUGGUGAUUUUGCGACGGCACGAUUUAACUCACCACAAGGUCUGGAUUUUCUUGAUGAUGACGUUUUAAUUGUCGCCGAUACAGAAAAUCAUGCUUUACGCCAAAUAACAUUGAGUGCGCGUCGUGUCGAAACCCUUGCCGGCACGGGACAACAGGGUAAUGAUCGUGUGGGCGGUAAAUUGGGUCCACUACAAGCCAUCUCAUCGCCUUGGGACAUAGCUGCGUUCCGUAUGCGCGACAUGGAUAUGUCAUUCCACUUAGAUGAACGUAAUGUACCUGAAAAAGCGAUUGUUUUAGUGGCUAUGGCUGGCACUCAUCAAAUUUGGGGUUACUUUCCGGAAGGUAUCAUUUGGUGGAAAUACCGACAGUUAGAUCCACGUGCAUGUGUAGCAAUUAUCGGUAAUGGCAUGGAGGAGAAUCGUAAUAAUUCAUAUCCACAAAAUGCCGCAUUCGCACAACCCUCUGGCUUAGCUUUGGGCAAAAAUUUUCUCUACAUUGCGGACAGUGAGAGUUCCAGCAUACGUAAAGUGUCGAUGGUGGAUGGCAAAGUAAUGCCGGUUGUAGGCGGUGACCGUAAUCCAUUAAAUUUAUUUGCAUUCGGUGACAUCGAUGGCAAACAGUAUAAUGCAAAGUUACAGCAUCCGCUUGCUGUCACCUAUAACAGUGCAACUGAUAAAAUAUUUAUUGCCGAUACCUAUAAUCACAAAAUCAAAGUAAUAGACACCGCCUCAAGUUGUAUAGAAACACUGUUGAUUAAAGACGAAAGUGGUGCGCCAUUACAAUUUAAUGAACCCGCGGGCUUGUGUUUCGAUGCCAGCGGCCAAUUGCUUUACAUCGCUGACACCAAUAAUCACCGCAUACAAUUGGUAGAUAUGAAAACACUUAACGCGAAAACCUUCAAACUAGACUUCAAUGCAAUUGCGGCCGCCACCAGUGACACGGAAACCGAUUCAGCACUUAGCAGCGGCUUGCAAUUGCUCAAAAGUGUGCCAUUGCGUAGCUGUGUCCAAUUGAAGUUGCAUGUAAAUAUCAAUUUAACUAACGAAUUGAAGUUCACUGAGGCGGCACCACAACGUUGGACACUAAAAAGUGCUACACCGGGUUUGAAAGCGUCAGCGACUUCAGGCCAAAUAACUAAUGGUGUAAUGAAUUUGCAAUUUGAUCGCAAUGCCGCUUUGCUGCCGGCGGAGGAAGAGGUUAAGUUGGAUCUAGCGCUAAGUUUGUGUGAUGCCAAAAGUUGUCUUAUGAAGCGUUUUGCUUUAGUGCUGAAAGAUAGCAACGCAGAUGCUGACAAGCCAAUUGAUAAAGCGUGUGUACUCAAUGAAAACAUAUAUAUUAAUAUUACGCCAAACGAGAUUGUUAUUAGUUAGUGAAGUUUAAGCAUAAACUUGUGUACAUUUGUUGUACAAUUUAUAAAGAAAUUGUUGUGCGUUGUGUUGUUGCCUACAAGUCAACAAAUUAUAUAAAUUCGCGGAUAUGUUGUAAAGUGACCAAUUUUGUAAAAAAACAAUAUCAACACUACAAAGAACUUGAGGCGGGUUUUAUAAUUGCAAAUAAAGUGUGUACUUAAAAGGAGUAAGUGUGCACAGUGUAA
Molecule: messenger RNA, 2512 nt
Organism: Bactrocera tryoni
Lineage: Eukaryota; Metazoa; Arthropoda; Insecta; Diptera; Tephritidae
Product: NHL repeat-containing protein 2
Exons: 3
Coding region: 111-2288 (725 amino acids)
Molecular function (GO): protein binding
Source: RefSeq, a predicted model, not a curated record